Mirounga angustirostris (Northern elephant seal) is the source of this 3289-nucleotide messenger RNA. It is a transcript of the gene ETV3L, whose product is annotated as ETS variant transcription factor 3 like. Gene Ontology annotation, biological process: regulation of transcription by RNA polymerase II; cell differentiation. The record is from RefSeq and is a predicted model, not a curated record. Gene Ontology annotation, cellular component: nucleus. NCBI's taxonomy places the organism in Eukaryota, Metazoa, Chordata, Mammalia, Carnivora, Phocidae. The transcript has 5 exons. Gene Ontology annotation, molecular function: sequence-specific DNA binding; DNA-binding transcription factor activity, RNA polymerase II-specific. Bases 2077 to 3162 code for a protein of 361 amino acids.
AAGCAGAUGCUUAACCGACUGAGCCACCCAGGCGCCCUAUCAUUCUCCUCUUGCCAGAUCCUAGAUCUACCCUGAGGUCUCCGAUCCUCCAGACCAGGAGACCCCAUCAGACUUAUUGGCACGGGGGCAGCUGUAGGAAUCCCACCAGCUCCCUCCACAGAACAGUCUUCUCUUGGGACCUCUCACCUCCACACCCCUCCCUGCACCACCACCCACCAUCUCCCAACCCAUUUUUCUAAGGUGAGGUGGGAGGGAUCCCAACCCACUUGUGGUAAGAGAGGAGGAACUUCCCAAUGGACCAGGCAGGAAAGGAAGGUGGGAGAUGGGUGGGGACGUCUGUUCCAGGGGCGGAAAGGAACGGGAGAAGUUACAGAAUGUCAGAGGGCAGAGGGAUGGUGGGAAAACCUACUCCCACAGACUCCAAGUGGGCGUGGACCCACUUGCUGCUCGGCCACCUUAAUUUCCAGGGAUGCUUUCUCCUCAGGCCAGACUGGGGACCCCCAGAAGCACCUGCCCCCAGGAGCUGAAGGUUUGUCAGUUGACCCCCUGGAGCCAAGCAUCCCCUGGGAAAGGAAGAGCAGGAGACCCAUGACCUCUGGGGUGGGGGGAUGGGAGGGUCUCGCCAGCUGAGGUGUCUGGGAUCCCAAGCCAGCCUGACUCCCCCUUCUGCUCUGUCCCACGGGCUCUUGCUACUCACAGCAGGGUCCACGGACCUAGGAGCUUGUUAGAAAUACAGAAUCUCAGGCACCACCAAGUCCCACAGCAUCAGAAUCUGCACUGUGGAGAGAUUCUCAGGGGAUCCUUAGGGAAGCCCUGCUCUAGACAGGUGGUUUGUAAGCUUUAGGACAACACGGUGUGUGAGCAGGUGCUGUGCGUUAGGAGUGGAGGGACAGUGGCUAAGCCCCUUGCGUCAGGUGGCUGUCCCUCAGUGAGCCGGCUGGAAAGUGAGGAGGCUACUCCAGACAAGCCCCACAUGCCCUUCAGACCUGCCGGCCUCGCCCUGACGUCGCUCGAGCUGGAAACUCGGAGGCAGGUCACGUAAGCUGGUGCCCAGUGCACACGUGGCCCUGCCUGUGCAGGGAUUGUCCACGCCACGAGCGGGCCCACUCCCUGCAUCCUCCCCACGCUCCCUGGGCGCUCUGCCCUCAGUGACAGUGGGAGCCGGCCUGGAGCACCAGCCUCAACCCCAUCUGGAAGGCUCUGGGACAGAUCCAUUUCCUCCCCUCCCUUGGCCUGCCUCAGGCAAGCUCAUGCCUUGGGGGCUCACUCCCCAGCCUCCUCCCCAUCCCACCGCUGGCCCCUGCCUCGCCUCCCGCCGCACUGGGGACAGGCAAGAUCCCCCCUUCUGAGCCCGGGGUUCAGUAACUCAGCAAAUACUUACAGAGCACCUGCAAGUCCAAGGCUUGUGCUGGGCUGGCCUCUGGGGAGCCAGUCGUGAACCAGACAGCCGGGGUUCCCGAUGGCGCCGAGCCACCACUCUGAGGGGAAGACAGAUAUUAAACACGUAAAGGCGCCAUUGAUAACUCCCUUACCACUCGCAGAUGCUCUUGCCAGUCCCUCCUUGGACACCCCCAGUGUGCCAGGCAUGCGCCAGGCACGGCAGACCCCCGGCUGAGAAAGCACAAUCCCGGCUCUCCCCAGACUCGCAACCGAAGCCACAGAGCUAUGGGUUUGGGCAUCUACUCGAGGUUUACCAGGAGCCAACGAUUCAUUACAUUUUCUCUUGUCUUCACUUGGGAAAAACUCCAAUCCCGUUAAGCCCUGAGCAGAGAGCUCAUUCUGUCUAAAUCCCCCGGCGGGGCAGGAAAGAGGACCCUCUGCAUUGCUCUCCAAUAUCCACCCUAUAGGUGGCUCGGCCCCAAGCCCUGGCCAUGAGGAGGCCCCCAAAGGAGGCCGGGCUGGCCCUCGGUGCGGUGGGGGGAGCUUCCUGCCGGCCGUCCCAGGCCCCUGCCUCAGUUCCCCUUUCGCCCCUCGAGUCUCCCCGCUUCUCUUCCCUUCAUUCUUCGCCUCCCACCUCAGCAGUGCCCAUUUCCCGCAAGGCCCAGACGCGGCCCUCACUGCCCCCCCGAGGAGACCAUGCACUGCGGCUGCGUGGCCGGGGGCGCCCCCGCUGGCCCGGGCAGGCCCUGGAUCUCAGGCCUGGCCUUCCCGGACUGGGCCUACAAAGCCGAGUCCUCCCCGGGCUCCCGGCAGAUCCAGCUGUGGCAUUUCAUCCUGGAACUGCUGCAGAAGGAAGAGUUCCGCCAUGUCAUUGCCUGGCAGCAGGGAGAAUACGGGGAGUUUGUCAUCAAGGAUCCCGAUGAGGUGGCCCGCCUCUGGGGCCGCAGGAAGUGCAAACCCCAGAUGAACUACGACAAGCUGAGCCGGGCCCUCAGGUAUUACUACAAUAAGAGGAUCCUGCACAAGACCAAAGGCAAAAGGUUCACGUACAAGUUCAACUUCAGCAGGCUGAUCGUCAUCAACUACCCUCUGUGGGAGAUGCAGGCACCGCCUUCCCCCCACUUGCUGCUGGGGGCCCCCGCCCUCUUCUGGCCAGCCCUGCUGCCCAUGGGCAUGCCCAGUGAGCUCCUGCACAGCCUGCUGCUUGCCCAGUGGGCCCCGGCGGAGCACCUGGCUGGACAGCAGACCCCCCGGGGGCUGCCAGAGGCCGCUGAGGACAAGACGGGGAGCGGCAGCGGCGCCCCCCGCCUUGGCUCUCUCCCGGUCCCCUUCCAGCUUGGCCCUUGUUGUCUUCUGGGGAGCCCCCAAGACAAGCCGCCCAGUCUUGCCUCCUUCACCCCUCCCCUCCUGCCCUCCCUCCCCACCAACUGGACCCGCCUCUCAGGGCCCUUCCUGCCCCAUGUCCCCCCAGAGCGGCAGUUCCCAGGGACCUCCAAGCCAGACACCCUGCUCCCAGGGCCCGGGGGCCCCCCAGUGACACGCCCCUUUCCGGGGCUCCCCUUGUUGGCUGGGCUGGGGCAGGGGGCUGGUGAGAGGCUCCGGCUCUUGUCCCUGAGGCCCCAGGGGCUGGAGAUAAAGCCCUGUCCCAUUGGGGCACAGGGACACCUGGAUCCCAGGGAGGUCUUCUCCUCAGAGAUUCACAGACCCAAAACUGGGGACAAAAGCUCCGUGUCCCCCCAGCUGGGGAACUUCAAGGCAGUGUGGCCCUUGGAUCCUCCUUAGGUGGGGAGAAGAUGGGAGGAAGGGGUCCCCCAAACUCCGUCCCUUCUCUUGUCUACUUCCUUUCUGGCUUUGCGCCUUGCCCAGCCUGGAAACGGGUUUAAAUUGCAGGAGGCUUUGAAGGGGUGGA